Leptopilina boulardi is the source of this 662-nucleotide messenger RNA. RefSeq lists its product as uncharacterized. The coding region runs from base 198 to 524 and encodes 108 amino acids. Lineage: Eukaryota; Metazoa; Arthropoda; Insecta; Hymenoptera; Figitidae. The record is from RefSeq and is a predicted model, not a curated record. The transcript is spliced from 3 exons.
UCAAAAUGUCUCGUCGAUAUAAAAUUUUUACAAUUUGAAAAAAAAAUUCAUUUCUAAAAUAAUAAUGUAAAUAGACAUUCAUUAAAAUUAUUCAUCAUGUCGUCGGAUUUUUAUAAAAAUUCUCCAAAUUAAAAAAAAAAAAAAACAAAAUUUUUUUUUCAAAAAUGGUUGAUUAAAAUGCAGAUUUUUAAAAUAACAUGAAUGGAAUUAGAAGACCAAUCAGAUAUGGAAUAUCAAUAACGCCCGAAAUGAUACGAGAUAUUGUUGAGGAAUUGCAAAUGAGACGACUUUAUGUCCCAUCAUCAUUGAUUCUCAAUCAUUUGCAACUUUAUUAUCCAAUUUGUAAUAAACGAAGGGACAAUUUAAAGAGCGAAGUGAGAGACAGUUUAAUUACUGCAGUUAAUAAUGGUUAUAUAAUUCAAUGGGACACUGACAAUUAUUGUAUUCCAACUCUUCGUCAGGAAGCAAUGUCGGAAAAAUCGAGUUUUUCCAACUUCAAUGAACGAUUCUACUUUCCAGAUUGAUGACCGAUAUGACACGGAAUUUUAUUGGUGUUAAACUUUAAAGUCGAACAGUGGGACUUUUGUGUGACAUCCACAAAUGCAUUGAAAUGACGAGGAAACGAUCCUGCGCUCUUCGCAUCCGGCUUUUUUCAUUACAUC